Messenger RNA from Cercospora beticola, 2379 nucleotides. It is a transcript of the gene SPE1, whose product is annotated as ornithine decarboxylase SPE1. NCBI's taxonomy places the organism in Eukaryota, Fungi, Ascomycota, Dothideomycetes, Mycosphaerellales, Mycosphaerellaceae. Gene Ontology annotation, cellular component: cytoplasm. Gene Ontology annotation, molecular function: ornithine decarboxylase activity. The record is from RefSeq and is a predicted model, not a curated record.
AAACCAAGUUGCGUCUUUUUUGGCGACACCGCUUCUCCUACGAACCACACCUUCACCUCGCCAGCCGAUCACAAUUGGCAACCUGACCAAAUCUGCCUUACUGCCAACUCUUCUGAGAAACCGAUAGCCGGUGGUAAAACUGGCUCCCAACCGUCACCACGGCUUCGCCGACAGCCUUUAACAAUUCCAUCCCACACCGAGAUAGGCACAUCCAAAACACCAUCCCUCCACCACCACCCUCGGCCUGAGUACGACCCAGCCAUCCCAAGUCUUGUUUUUGAGUUGUUGCAACAACAACCUCACCCAUCGGACGACACCACUCAGCUGCCGCAUAAGAGCCACUUUGAAGCUCUUUCCCGCCCGGGGGAAGAGUCUGGCAAGCGCCAUCUAGGAACAGUCCGCCUCGACUUCGCACCUUUCAAACCUCCUUAACACCUCUUCGGAGACUCGGGCAAACAACUUUCACCAACAAUCAACAUCUCCCAGCCUUCGUCAGCAGGGGUAUGGCACCUAGCGCCAUUGACAUUCUACCAAACACCUUCGAUUCUCUGUCGUUGAAAAAGACGACAGACUACAUCGAUAUCAAUUCCGUCUCCGACUACGAUAGCGGAGCGGGCUUUCAAGGUGGCGCGAAGAAUGCAAGAGGAAUGAUUGGCGCUGCGCUGCAGCAGCACAUUGACAAAAUCGACACGGAUGACUGCGAUGCGGGCGCCGAAGAUGCCUUCUUCGUCGCGGACCUAGGAGAGGUCUACCGCCAGCACGUCCGAUGGCAGAAGCGUCUGCCACGUGUCACACCACACUACGCUGUGAAGUGCAACCCAGACACUUCGGUCUUGCGCCUGUUGGCCAAGAUGGGAGCUGGCUUCGACUGUGCCAGCAAGGCCGAGAUUGAGCAGGUCCUCGCUAUUGGAGUAGCUCCAUAUCGCAUCAUCUACGCUCAGCCAUGCAAGACCAAGAGCUACCUCAAGUACACUGCCAAGACAGGUGUCCGGCAGAUGACUUUUGACAACACCGAUGAGCUGUACAAGAUCAAGCAGAUUUACCCAUCUGCUGAGCUUUUCCUGCGCAUCUCGACCGACGACUCGGCGAGCUUGUGCCGACUGAGCCAGAAGUUCGGUGCUGCCAUGGAUGUCGUUCCAGAUUUGCUGUCACUGGCAAAGGAACUCGAGCUGAAUGUGGUCGGCGUAGCUUUCCACGUUGGCUCUGGAGCAUCUGAUCCACUGGCAUUCCGUCAAGCCGUCAACGAUGCGCGUUCUGUCUUCGAUCAAGGCGCCGCCCUUGGCUUCGACAUGCACACGCUCGACUGUGGUGGCGGCUUCGUCCCAGAGACGUUCGAUGAGAUGGCUCCGGUCCUUGCUUCCGCCGUCGACGAUCUCUUCCCACCUCAUGUUCGCAUCAUCGCUGAGCCAGGCCGGUACUACACAAGCACUGCCUUCACUCUUGCAUGCAACGUCAUUGCUCGUCGCACAGUCGAGGACAAGCUUCUUGGCGGAGACACAAGCUACAUGCUGUACAUGAAUGACGGUGUGUACGGCAACUUCUCGAGCAUCAUCUUCGAUCACCAGCAUCCAGUUCCGCAAGUCUUGCGCAACAGUGAUCGCCCAGACUGCUACAACUAUGCUUUCAGUGGCGAUUCGAUGGUCGACUCCGGUUAUGCGUCGGGCGAAGAGGACACCACUCUUUAUCGAAAGCCAAUCACCUACUCCGUCUGGGGCCCCACUUGCGAUGGCAUCGACUGCAUUUCUGAGAAAUGGACCUCCAAGCACCUGGUCAACACCGGUGACUGGUUGUACUUUGAGGAGAUGGGUGCCUAUACCAAGUGCUCUGCCACUCGCUUCAAUGGCUUCACUGACAAGCACGAGACCAUCUAUGUUUGCAGCGAGCCGGACGCUGUUGAGCUUCUGGAUUUGUGAUCCACCAUGGGUCAUGGGUUAUGCUGUUCACAUCCGCUCAAUGAGGAACUGGGCUGCAAAGUACGCUUACUGCGAUAGACUGGCGUUUGGACGAGAGCAUGCUCUCAAAAGUACUUCAUCAUUUUGUGCAUAGUGUCUAGUCUUCAUAUCUUUCAUGCACCGCUGUGUUCAAUAUCUCUCUGCACGGAAGACGCAUCGUCAAGAACUUUGGGCCUGGCUGACAAGGAUAGGCAAUAAAGCUUCCGGCUUUUGCAGAAUUCAGUCAGAGUCUAUCACAACGUUGCGGGAAUACUGCGAACAGAACCUCUUGCAUUCGCUUCGAGUUGAAGGCUGGCUCACAGGUUGAUUGCUCCUUCUACUUCUUCUUUUCUCAUUGUACCACUCUGAUUGAUAGCAGACCCGAUCUCAAGAAUCAAUAUCGAUUUGCCUGAUGCGUAUAGCUCAUCAAAAGUCAUUCGACCAAGGU